Molecule: messenger RNA, 1109 nt
Organism: Ruditapes philippinarum (Manila clam)
Lineage: Eukaryota; Metazoa; Mollusca; Bivalvia; Venerida; Veneridae
Product: beta-1,4-N-acetylgalactosaminyltransferase bre-4-like
Exons: 6
Coding region: 61-975 (304 amino acids)
Biological process (GO): carbohydrate metabolic process
Molecular function (GO): glycosyltransferase activity
Source: RefSeq, a predicted model, not a curated record
CUUUAGAACCCAUGAUAUUGAUGUGUGUAUGUGGUCUCAUGGUCGGAAUUCUGUAAUAAAAUGAACACGUUUCAAUGGUGUUUUGAUCGUGUGUUUGUAGAUAUCAGUGGGGUAGAUAUGAAAACUGUAGAGAACGCGUUGACAGACACUGUAGCACCGGGAGGAAGGUAUUUCCCGCCAAAUUGCACAUCAAAACAGAAGGUUGCUAUAGUGAUACCGUUCAGGGACCGUGACAAACAUCUCAGGUUAUUUCUACGUCACAUGCAUCCAUUUCUGCAAAGACAACAGCUAGAAUAUAGAAUAUUUGUUAUAGAAUUGGUACGUACGGUGAAGUUUAACCGAGCGAUGCUUAUGAACAUUGGCUUUGUUGAGGCGUUGAAACUUGACAAUUUUGAUUGCUUUGUCUUUCACGACGUCGACUUACUUCCGGAAGAUAACAGGAUUCCAUAUUCGUGUGCACAUAUGCCGAGACACUUGUCUGUAGCUGUGGAUAAAUUCAAAUACAAAUUACCAUAUCAGGAUAUUUUGGGCGGAAUUUGUGCAUUGUCAACUGAACAUUUUAAGAAAGUGAACGGGAUGUCAAAUAUAUUCUUUGGAUGGGGUGGUGAAGAUGAUGAUUUCCGAACAAGAGUAUAUGCAAAGAAGUUAGUUGUUGUUCGACCAUCAGUAAAGGUUGCAAGAUACACAAUGAUCAAGCAUGUAAGAGAUCAUGUAAAAAACAAAGAACGAGUGUGUUUACUUAAAUCAACAAAAACGCGCAUGCGCAAAGAUGGCCUUUCAAAUUUGAAAUACAGAGUAAGGCAACUUAAGCUUCUUCCAUUGUACACGUUGGUUCUUGUUUCAAUUAACCAAACAGAGCAACUAAGAGCUGACGAAGAAUUAUAUGAUAUUCAUAAACAGUGUCUGAACUCAACGGAAACAAUGAAAUUAGAUAUAGCGAAAAAGGCGCAACCUCCUUCAAAUAAGACCACGUGACCACAGUGGGUGUAGAGAAUUACCUGUCACUGUAAAUGAAAUUGUUAACAAGUUAUGUCUGUAAGUUCUUUUUUUUAUUGUUGUUAUGUUUUAUUUUCUAGAAAAGAAAUAAAUAUUAAGGUAAAUAACCCCUU